UGGUAGUGAAAGAGUGUGAGAAGCCCAAGCCAAGCCCCUAAAAUCUGGUAAAAACAGAAACAGAAGCCAAUCCUUUUUGUGUGUGGAGCGAAGCAAGAGUAAUGGUCUCAAUACUUCCAUUUCCUUCCAAUUCAACCACGGACUCAUGUUCCACCUCUUCUCCUUGCAGGCUCAGAUUCAGUUUUUCUUCUUUUAACUUCAAGCCCUCAAACCCAAUUCCUUCAAGAUUCUUGAAACAAAAACCUUUGAGAUUUCCGUCUUUGAAUAUACUUGCUUCAUCUUCAUUGAUUGAAGAUGGCUCUGCGCAGGAGUUUUUAGACAAUAAUUCAAUUGCCGAUUUUAUGAGAUUCAAAAGAGGGAGCCGGAAAGGUAGCGCUCAGUUGCAGACUGCUGUCGUUUCUUAUAAAAAGAAGUUCCCUUGGUCUCUUCUUCCGCCUUUUCUUCAGGUUGAUUUAGUUUCAACAAUUCACAUCGCGGAUAAAGAGUAUUUUGAAACUCUCCAGAAGGAACUUGAGGACUAUGAUUGUAUCCUUUAUGAAAUGGUGGCUAGCAGGGAGAGCUUAGAAAACAGAAGAAACCCUGCUGAUACAAAGAAGCUCAGAAGUUCGCGCUCACGGGGUUUCAACAUUUUAGGAUGCAUUCAAAGGCAAAUGGCUCGAAUUCUCAUGCUUGAUUUUCAAUUAGACUGUCUUGAUUACCAAGCUGAGAAUUGGUACCAUGCAGAUCUUGAUUACGAGACUUUCAAGUUACUUCAGCUUGAAAAAGGUGAAAGCUUCUUCACAUUUGCAAGGGAUAUGACUCUCAAAUCAACUAAAGCUAUGGUGCAGCCUUCGAUUCCAGAAGACCUUGGUCCUUGGAGAUCCAAGCUUCUAUGGGCUUCACGUGUGCUUCCUAUGCCCCUUGUUGGCCUACUCAUCAUUGGAAGUGUCUGCACGGAUGUGGGAAGUCAGCCAUCAGAAUAUCCAGAGCUGGAAGCAUUAUCUAGGCUUGACUUUGGUGCAGCUAUGAAGGUUUUCCUGGCAAAGCGACUUACGUCUGAGUUCACUCAAGUGACAGCAGAGGUAGAGGAGAGUUCAGUUAUUAUUGGUGAGAGAAAUAGGGCUGCCAUUGAAGCACUUAGAAGAGCAAUUGAUGAGGGCCACAGUAAGAUUGCCAUACUGUAUGGUGGUGGCCACAUGCCAGACUUGUCGAGGCGGCUAAGGGAGGAGUUUGACUUGUUUCCUUCCCAGGUUCAAUGGAUAACAGCUUGGUCCAUCAGAAACCGAGACUUGAAUAGCAGUUCUCUCCCAUUUCUGAAGACAAUGGCCGAAGUUUUAGGUUGGCCAUUGAAUCGCUACCAAACUUUAGCACUGCUCAUUUUUUCAUCAGUCCUUGCGUUGGAUCUCUGGUUUUGGGAACUGUUUUUUGGCACUACAGUUGACUGGAUCUCCCAAAUUGCAUCCGAAGUUUAUCAAUAUGUUGAUAGUGCACUAAUGAUGUGAAAUUUUACAUCGACUUUAUUUGUAUAUUUAUAAUCAUUAAGGCAAUAUGAGUAUGCCUCUGUACAUAUUUUAACCAUCCGUAAUUUAAGGUACAGUUCAUUAUUUUUCAGGCCAAAGUUAUGAAAAG
This is a messenger RNA of Pistacia vera, 1608 nucleotides long. RefSeq lists its product as uncharacterized. The record is from RefSeq and is a predicted model, not a curated record. Lineage: Eukaryota; Viridiplantae; Streptophyta; Magnoliopsida; Sapindales; Anacardiaceae. The coding region runs from base 102 to 1481 and encodes 459 amino acids. The transcript has 5 exons.